Molecule: messenger RNA, 435 nt
Organism: Aplosporella prunicola CBS 121167
Lineage: Eukaryota; Fungi; Ascomycota; Dothideomycetes; Botryosphaeriales; Aplosporellaceae
Exons: 1
Coding region: 51-317 (88 amino acids)
Source: RefSeq, a predicted model, not a curated record
GAAAGGCAGAUAAACCGUAGACAGACCGCGCUGCCACGCCGUCAAGGUGCAUGCCAUUAAUCUAUCGCAUGCUACCACUACCACUACCGCCAAUGCCGCCGCUACUGCUGCUACUGCUGCUGCUGUUGCUGCAAGUAUGCAAGUAUGUGUGCUCCGUAGUAGCUGCAUCUGUCUCAGUCCGUCUGUCUGUUAUUGGUGUUGUCUCAGUCUGUCGGGCAUGCCUGCCCGCCCGCCCGCCUCUCCGUCCCUCCAACCGUGAAACCAGCCGUCUAGCCCAUACGCCGAUAGAAGAGAAAAGUGGAAAAAGAAAACCCUAGUAGUGAUCCCGGGCGCCCUGUUAACAGCCAGCCAGCUGUUUCUGUGUGAGGGUGCCAUGACCUUGCGCUUCGCCGUCCAACGCCGCGUCGUAGUAGAAGAAAAACGGUAAGGUGCUGU